UUGCACACUGAAGCAAGAUGGACAGUUCUUGCAAAGUGGAGGAGGACAGCACUUUCACCAACAUCUCCCUGACAGAUGAUACAGAAUAUUCAUCAAGGAUACUAUAUUCAAGAGAAAGUUUACAUUCUAGGAUGAUGAAUGCUGACAUGGAUGCUGUUGAGGCUGAGAAUCAGGUGGAAUUGGAAGAGAAAACACGACUUAUUAAUCAAGUGUUGGAACUACAACACACACUUGAAGAUCUUUCUGCACGAGUAGAUGCAGUCAAGGAAGAGAAUCUGAAACUGAAAUCGGAAAACCAAGUUCUUGGACAGUAUAUAGAAAACCUUAUGUCUGCAUCUAGUGUUUUCCAAACAACUGACACAAAAAGCAAAAGGAAGUAACAAGUUGGUUUACUUCUUGGUAUUGCUGCUGGGCUUGCUCGUUUUUCUUCUCAAUCUGCACAGGCUCUCUACAAAUUAAAAAAUCAUAAGUUUGUGACAUAGUGAGUGGAGAGCACUAACCUAAUUGGAGGUUAUCAGUAAGUUAUGUAUCUGUUAAGACUUUGAAAAUGUGCAAAUGUAUUGUAGACACUUUAUAAUUAGAAUUGCAUAUAUUUGUUAAAAAAAAAAAUAAAAACAAAAACUUAUCCAUCUUUUAAUUUGUAGGGUUAAGCAAAUGGCUAACAUUACAAUAGAAUCACUUAAAGCUGAGAAUUAACAAGCUUUCAUUUUGUGAAAAAAGUGACCAAAAUCAUAUUCUAAAACAUAUAGCUUUAUCUAACUUGCCAACCAUCUUGUGCCUCUUUCCAUUGUUAUCUUUGUUCCCAUCACUAAUUAACUUAAAAUUUGGUCACUUAACCUAUAAACCUAUUUAAAUAGACGAACCCAAACCCUACCAGUUUAAGAUGAACCAAAUAAAAGCUCUUCUCAACUGGGACAUAUAUCAUAAUGGGAUGGAGUUAAGCCUGUUGGUUUGCCCCUAACAAAAUAAGAUUAAAAAAAAAAAUGGUAUUUUUAAAAAUUAAGAUUAAAAAUUAAGAUAAUUUAAAAAUUAAGAUGGAACCUUCAUUUGCUAUGAGAAAUUAAUGCAUAUUCAUACUAGGGACACAGUUCACAAAAACAAUUCCAGAUUCCACCUCAAAAAUAAAGCAAAUUGUAAGCCCAUUAAUCCAAAUCCAUCCCAAUCCUUGCCUAGCAUGGUCUCACUUUUGAUCCAGCCUGGGGCUAUCAUUUGGAAGAAAAUGUAACAAUAGGAGUAAGUAAGUAGUAAGUAGUUCAAGCCUGACAUCUCUAUUAGCUAAAUGUCAAUCUUCAAAGUUUCCAAUGUCCAGAAAGAGUACACAUAUGCGAAAAAAUAUUCUAGAGUUUAUCAGUAUUACAUGUUUAAAAUGGCAGAGUUUUUGUUUAGAGUACAAAUUAUCAAUUCUUGAACUUUCUCCCUAAUUAUCUCAACUCCACUAUUUGUGUUUCAGGCAUGUUUUGCUAAUUUUUUUUUUUCCCUUAAAUUCCUGUACAGAUUCCACUUAGCAUGGGAAUCUUAUUUAUUUGUUGAGAAUUAAAUGUAAAAAUGCUUUAGUUAUGACAAAAGAAAAGAGACCUACAAUUGUCAGUUACAAUGUUGACUUUAACUAAAGCCACUUUGAAUCAAGGGGUGAUCUUUUUUUGUAUGGAUAUGAAAUUAGACAGUGAUUUUAGCUGUGUGUGUCAUGUGUGCGUGUGUAUAUACAAAGAUAUUAUAUACAAUAGUCAAAGUAAACAUUUUGCAUCCUAUUUGUGAACUUUUACCUCAUUUAUGAACACUUAAAAUUGUAUUGCAAUUCUGAAUUUCUGUUAAAUAAAAGCAUUUUUUUUGAUUUUGUGUGACUUAA
Molecule: messenger RNA, 1846 nt
Organism: Sarcophilus harrisii (Tasmanian devil)
Lineage: Eukaryota; Metazoa; Chordata; Mammalia; Dasyuromorphia; Dasyuridae
Gene: SCOC
Product: short coiled-coil protein
Exons: 4
Coding region: 18-380 (120 amino acids)
Cellular component (GO): trans-Golgi network
Source: RefSeq, a predicted model, not a curated record